AUGGCCAACAGCUUCAUCGCCUAUCUUCGAGGCGACCAGAAUGCGCCAGGCGAGCGCAAGCUGGUGCAGAAGCUUGAUUUUUUCAUCCUUACUUUCUGCUGUCUCAUGUAUUUCCUCAAUUAUCUUGAUCGCACCAAUCUUAACAAUGCGUACGUUUCUGGUAUGAGGGAAGAGCUGGACUUCAAAGGCAACCAACUCAAUCAGAUCAACACCGUCUUUACUGUAGGGUAUACUAUAGGGCAAGUGCCAUGUAACAUCCUGCUGUACUACAUCAAGCCUCGUUAUUUCUUCCCUGCCUGCAUGGUAGCAUGGGCAGGCUUGACAAUGGUCACUGCAGCCGCUCAGAAACCUCAGGACAUCAUGGCAAUCCGCUUCUUCCAAGCGCUGUUCGAAUCAUCGACGUUCGUAGGAACCCAUUACAUUCUUGGUUCUUGGUACACCGAAAAAGAGCUAGGGAAACGCUCUGGAAUAUUCACCGCAUCAGGUCUUGCUGGCACUAUGAUUGGUGGUUUCAUCCAAACGGGUAUACACAGUAGCAUGGACGGCCUCCGGGGGAUGAGUGGUUGGCGAUGGCUCUUCAUCAUCGACGGACUCAUCACACUUCCUGUAGCCAUCUACGGUUUUGCCCUCUUCCCCGAUACGCCAAGAAACACACGAGCGCCUUACCUCAGUGCCUCCGAGAAAGCGCUAGCAAUCUCCCGCGUUCCUGAAGUCUCGGAGCGCACUCCAAUAUCCUUGUCCUUUUUGAAGCAUUGCUUCUCAACGUGGUAUUGGUACUUUUUCGUCAUCCUCUGGAUUCUAGCGGGAGAGACCGAAUCUUUUAGCACAAACGCUUUGUUGCAACUUUACAUGCGCUCACAUCCUACAAACACUUAUACCGUGGCUCAGAAUAACAACUAUCCUACCGGAGUACCUGCUGUCGGCAUCGUUUCGACUUUGUUUUGGGCCACACUAACGGACUUUAUGGGCGGGAAACGUUAUCUUGUCGGCUACUGGAUCGGCAUAACUGGUAUCGUAACCUCAGCCCUCAUUCUCGCCUAUCCACAAAACACCACGAUUCACUUCGCAAUGUAUUACUGGGCAGGCAGUGUUUAUGCCUGUCAAGCCACCUUCUUCGCCUGGGCAAACGACGUAUUACGCUACGAAGAAGACAGUCUGCGUGCUGUGGUCAUAGCAAGUAUGAACAUGGGAAGCAACGCCAUCAACGCCUGGUGGAGCAUUGUCUUCUACGGUGCAAAUUUCGCACCGUACUUUACCAGGGGUAUGUGGGCUAUGAUUGCCGUCAGCAUUGCCAUGGCAGCGUGGACGGCGGCGUUGGCAUGGAUGCAGGCAAGGACUGAGAGCAGGAGAAUGUUAGAAGGGGGGGUUGUGCACAAUGCUAUUAUGGGAAAGGGCGGGGAUGAAGGGACAUUUGGGACAGGGGAGGGAGAGAAAGCAUAG
Messenger RNA from Alternaria arborescens, 1440 nucleotides. Its product is annotated as Pantothenate transporter. The transcript is spliced from 4 exons. Gene Ontology annotation, cellular component: plasma membrane. Gene Ontology annotation, biological process: pantothenate import across plasma membrane. Gene Ontology annotation, molecular function: pantothenate transmembrane transporter activity. The record is from RefSeq and is a predicted model, not a curated record. Bases 1 to 1440 code for a protein of 479 amino acids. Lineage: Eukaryota; Fungi; Ascomycota; Dothideomycetes; Pleosporales; Pleosporaceae.